Messenger RNA from Patiria miniata (bat star), 3963 nucleotides. Its product is annotated as mucin-2-like. Bases 126 to 3515 code for a protein of 1129 amino acids. Lineage: Eukaryota; Metazoa; Echinodermata; Asteroidea; Valvatida; Asterinidae. The transcript has 3 exons. The record is from RefSeq and is a predicted model, not a curated record. Gene Ontology annotation, molecular function: protein binding.
CUGAUGCACCAGUUGAACCAACUGAUGCUGCUUUUGAACCUACUUCAGCUCCAGUCGAACCAACUGAUGCACCAGUUGAAUUGACUGUCAUUCCUGGUAAAACUGAUGGUAAGACAGUUGAUACUAUGCAGACAACUCAAGGUCCAGUCCAAGCUACUGAUGCACCAGUUAAACCUACUGAAGCGCCACUCGAGCCUACUGAUGCUCCUGUUGAAUCUACUACAGCUCCAGUCGAAUCUACUGAUACUCGCAUUGAACCAACUGAUGCUCCUGUUGACCCUACUGCAGCUCCAGUCGAGGCUACUGAUGCACCAGUGAAGCCUACUAAUUCUCCAGUCAAACCUACUGAUGCUGCUGUUGAACCAACUGAUGCUCCUGUUGAACCUUCUGAAGCUCCAGUCGAGGCUACUGAUGCACCAGUUCAGCAAACUGAUGCUCAAGUGAAACCUACUGAAGCUCCAGUUGAACCAACUGAUGCUGCUGUUGAACCUACAGCAGCACCAGUCGAGCCUACUGAUGCUCCUGUCGAACCUACUGCAGCUCCUGUGGAGCCUACCGAUGCACCCGUUCAACCUACUGACGAAGCAGUUCAGCCUACUGAUACUCCUAUUGAACCUACUGAUGCUCCCAUUGAACCAACUGAUGCUCCUGUUGAACCUACUGAAGCUCCAGUCGAGGCUACUGAUGCACCAGUUCAGCCUACUGAUGCUCCAGUGAAACCUACUGAUGCCCCAGUUGAACCAACUGAUGCUGCUGUUGAACCUACUGCAGCUCCAGUCGAACUUACUGAUGCACCAGGUGAACCUACCGACAAAGCAGUUGAGCCUACUGAUGCUCCUGUUCAACCUACUGAAGCGCCAGUCGAGCCUACUGAUGCUGCUGUCGAACCUACUGCAGCUCCAGUCAAACCUACUGAUGCUCCCAUUGAACCAACUGAUGCUCCAGUUGAACCUACUGCAGCUCCAGUCAAGGCUACUGAUGCACCAACAGUUGAUACUAUGCAGACAACUCAAGGUCCAGUCCAAGCUACUGAUGCACCAGUUAAACCUACUGAAGCGCCACUCGAGCCUACUGAUGCUCCUGUUGAAUCUACUACAGCUCCAGUCGAAUCUACUGAUACUCGCAUUGAACCAACUGAUGCUCCUGUUGACCCUACUGCAGCUCCAGUCGAGGCUACUGAUGCACCAGUUCAGCAAACUGAUGCUCAAGUGAAACCUACUGAAGCUCCAGUUGAACCAACUGAUGCUGCUGUUGAACCUACAGCAGCUCCAGUUGAACCUACUGAUGCACCCGUUCAACCUACCGACAAAGCAGUUAAGCCCACUGAUGCUCCUGUUCAACCUUCUGAAGCACCAGUCGAGCCUACUGAUGCUCCUGUCGAACCUACUGCAGCUCCUGUGGAGCCUACCGAUGCACCCGUUCAACCUACUGACGAAGCAGUUCAGCCUACUGAUACUCCUAUUGAACCUACUGAUGCUCCCAUUGAACCAACUGAUGCUCCUGUUGAACCUACUGAAGCUCCAGUCGAGGCUACUGAUGCACCAGUUCAGCCUACUGAUGCUCCAGUGAAACCUACUGAUGCCCCAGUUGAACCAACUGAUGCUGCUGUUGAACCUACUGCAGCUCCAGUCGAACUUACUGAUGCACCAGGUGAACCUACCGACAAAGCAGUUGAGCCUACUGAUGCUCCUGUUCAACCUACUGAAGCGCCAGUCGAGCCUACUGAUGCUGCUGUCGAACCUACUGCAGCUCCAGUCAAACCUACUGAUGCUCCCAUUGAACCAACUGAUGCUCCAGUUGAACCUACUGCAGCUCCAGUCAAGGCUACUGAUGCACCAGUUAAGCCUACUGAUGCUCCAGUCAAACCUACUGAUGCUGCUGUUGAUCCAACUGAUGCUCCUGUUGAACCUACUGAAGCUCCAGUCGAGGCUACUGAUGCACCAGUUAAGCCUACUGAUGCUCCAGUGAAACCUACUGAUGCCCCAGUUGAACCAACUGAUGCUGCUGUUGAACCUACUGCAGCUCCAGUCGAACCUACUGAUGCACCAGUUGAACCUGCCGACAAAGCAGUUGAGCCUACUGAUGCUCCUGUUCAACCUACUGAAGCGCCAGUCGAGCCUACUGAUGCUCCUGUUGAAUCUACUACAGCUCCAGUCGAAUCUACUGAUACUCGCAUUGAACCAACUGAUGCUCCUGUUGACCCUACUGCAGCUCCAGUCAAGGCUACUGAUGCACCAGUUAAGCCUACUAAUGCUCCAGUCAAACCUACUGAUGCUGCUGUUGAACCAACUGAUGCUCCUGUUGAACCUUCUGAAGCUCCAGUCGAGGCUACUGAGACACCAGUUCAGCAAACUGAUGCUCCAGUGAAACCUACUGAAGCUCCAGUUGAACCAACUGAUGCUUCUGUUGAACCUACUGCAGCUGCAGUCGAACCUACUGAUGCACCCGUUCAACCUACCGACAAAGCAGUUGAGCCCACUGAUGCUCCUGUUCAACCUACUGAAGCACCAGUCGAGCCUUCUGAUGCUCCUGUUGAACCUUCUGCAGCUCCCGUCGAACCUACUGAUGCACCCAUCCAACCUACUGACAAAGCAGUUCAGCCUACUGAUGCUCCUUCUGAAUCUACUGAUGCUCCCAUUGAACCAACUGAUUCUCCUGUUGAACCUACUGAAGCUCCAGUUGAGGCUACUGAUGCACCAGUUAAGCCUACUGAUGCUCCAGUGAGACCUACUAAUGCCCCAGUUGAAGCAACUGAUGCUGCUGUUGAACCUACUGCAGCCCCAGUUGAACCUACUGAUGCACCAGUUCAACCUACCGACAAAGCUCCUGUCAAACCUACUGAUACUGCUGUUGAACCAACUGAUGCUCCUGUUGAACCUACUGCAGCUCCAGUCGAACCUACUGAUGCACCAGUUCAACCUACAGACAAAGCAGUUGUACCUACCGAAGCGCCAGUCGAGCCUACUGAUUCUCCUGUUGAACCUACUGCAGCUCCAGUCGAACCUACUGAUGCUCCCGUUGAAUCAACUGAUGCUGCUGUUGAACCUACUGCAGCCCCAGUUGAACCUACUGAUGCUCCAGUAAAGCCUACUGAUGCUCCAGUAAAGCCUACUGAUGCUCCAGUAAAGCCUACUGAUGUUCCAGUCAAACCUACUGAUGCUCCUGUUGAACCAACAGAUGCUGCUGUUAAACCAACUGCUUCCGUUUAUACCACUGUUGAACCAACCAUGAAGCCAGUUGAGGCUACCGAUGCUCCACUUCAACAAACGGAUGCUCCUGUUCAACCUACUCAACCUACUACAAGGAAGAUUAAGCUGCCCACUAUGCAACCAGCUCCUACCACGUCAACAACUUCUGUAGGGAUCUGCCGGAUUGUAUGCAGUGUAGCCACCGACCCAGGACUAGUUUGCGGAACUGAUGGCAACACCUACCCAUUCAAGUGCGUGUUGGACCUGCUAUCUUGCCUUAUGCCCCAACUGAAACUUGCAGUACUCUACGAGGGUCCAUGCUUUUAAAUGUGAAAAAGAUGCUCAGGGAUUUUUAGUACCAAUUAUAAGUACUGUACAUGUACCUUUUUUAGUGGUUGUAACAGUAAAGUUAAUAUUACCAAGGGUUAGAUUUAAUGUUUUAUUUACUUGAAUAUUUUCAUCACAACAGUAAAAAAACAAUGAAAACAUUUUUAUAUCCCCUAAAGACCUAAGCUUUUGCUAUGUUAAGUGAACCUGCUUUGUAGGUCGGUUUAAUUAAUCAAUCAGUGAAGAAAAAUUCUGAGAAAUUCACAUUUUUACAUUGCUGGAAAUGUCAAAAAUGUAUCUUAUGAGGUCCUAAAAUAUCAGCAUAUGAAAACUCUGUUGGCCAAAAUACUUACACUUUUGCUGCAUUUUUUAUAUAUUAUUGUUUACUAAAAAAAAAAAAAUUGUAACUCUUGCUUGUGUAAAUUAAAAAUAUCAAGAGUGACAUUAA